GCCGCCCCAGAGCCGCCCAAUGGAAACAAGGGUCAGGCUCCGGGGCCAUAACCCGGAACAGGAAGUGGAGGCGUCUCGCGUCCGCUGACCCCAACGAGAUACGGAAGGGAAAAAGGAGAAGCGGCUGAGAUUGCCAGUGGAGAUGAGAGUGGGUGAGUGUCAUGUGCAGAAAAUGGCCUCCUGUCUGAGAUCUAGUGUUCGACAGCCUUGAAAUCAGCUUUUGGUGGGGGCCAAAGGUUGGCAACACCAAGAUGUUUGAUAGGAGCGAGCCAACUGAUGAAGCCUCUGCUUCUUCAGCGCAAGGUGCAAUGAAUUGUUUUAUAGUGAACUGUUCAACACCUGCUGCGUUUUACCCGAGAAGUGACUGCAUUAUGGUGACAGGUAUAGAAAGACGAGGUAUUGAAGGAUCCCUACAACAGGAGAGCAGUAGCAGUGUAAACAUACGAGAGCCAGAGCAGGCUGGACCUGGUUUAUCCAGUGUGCAAAAUAGACAAGGCUAUUGCAACUGCUGCCACGUGCACUACAGCAAUCUUGAACAGCAUGUUUUCAGUUCCCAGCACAGACAUUUCACCAUGUACUGCAGGAAUCGCACAGGUACCACCCCCCUGAUGGAGCGUUUCCUGCAAGAUGUUCUGCAACAUCAUCCCCACAGAUACCAUGACAACAGACCAACAUAUGAUGACAUGCCAUUUCCCACCUCCCCAAUGGUUCCCCGGGAUGUUUUCCUGCUUCCAGAAGAGGAGGAGAAAGAGGUUGUAAGAAGCAUACGGGAGAUGCCUGGCACAGACAGUGAAUCCAUUGUUAAAUCAUGCUCCCCUUCUCCUUGCAGAUCUCAGGAGGGCAUAAAGUCAAUUUCUGUGCCACAGACGUUUAUCCAAAAACUAAAGAUGGGACAGAAACACAUCUUAGAAAUAUCCCAGCAAACUUUGGACAUCUGUAGCAGUGAGAAAAAACAUACAGUAAUGGAUGGUGCUCAAAUUGCAAAUAGUAAGCGCGAUGGCCAGUUUACAGCUGUGAGCCCAGUAUCUCACCAUUUGCGUAGCACUCCUUUAUGUCACAGUUCUCCUGUUAGCCCUGUAAUUGCAAAAAAUAUUAGGUACUCAGCAACAUCAAAUUUGAUUCCAAGUAGCAGAUAUGAUCACAUGCAGAAGGAUGUAUGCCAUAAGGAUGGAUUAUUAAACACAAAUCCUAAUCCUGUUCUGGCAUCAGUCCACCCAAAAAACCCUUCAUUUUCACAUCAGAGUCCUACCUGCAACCAAGGCAACUCUUCAUAUAUUAUCUCAGGGCAAUCUUUUUUAAAACUAGAUGGUUUACAAUCUCAGGAUGAAACUUUAGUGUCUGACUUCUGUCUCAGGGAUCUUGUGGGUACUAGCAACUCACUAAGUUUUGGGGCAUCCCCACAAUUAACAAGAUACAAAAACAUCAAGGUGAGCAGGGUUGAUGAAACUUCAGUAGAUGAGAUAAUUGAAGAAGUCAUUCUGAAGUACUGCCAUGGAGCUCCACCUAAUAAGUUGUCUUGCAAAGAUGAAGAGAGUAAUUCCUAUUUAAAUAUUUCAUCACUUCUGUAUCACAAUAGUCUAGAUGGCUCUGAAAUGAGUUUUAAUUGUGAGGCACCUGUUUGCUCAGGAGCAGGCCUACCCAAGGCAGCUACACAUGAUAUAGAAUUCCUAAAAGAGGUCCAAGUAAACCUGGAAGAUAGAAACUAUGGAACCCAACUUAGUUCUGUUCUAAAAGGUGGUUCAGUGGAGCAAACAGAAGCAGCAAAACAGGAUAUAAUAAUUCAUAAUGAGGAACCAGUUCUUCCAGCUCUGCCUCAUGUGCCUCCUUCAUUUGUGGGAAAGACGUGGUCCCAGAUAAUGUACGAAGAUGAUAUAAAAAUUGAAGCACUUGUGCGUGAUUUCAAGGAAGGUCGUUUCCGUUGUUAUUUCAACAGUGAACCCUCUGCCAACUGUACAGGGAAGAGGAUGAGGAAGAAGCAGAAAGGUGAAAGGAAGAGUGACAUUGUUACAGGUAACAGAACAGAAACUUCAUCAGUUAAAGCAUUGCCAGAAUUUAAUGAUGCUGUAAGUGGUGGUUCUGAUUUUGAUAACUUAUUGGCCUCUGAUACACUAUGCAACCCACAAAUACUUCAUAUGCCUAGAAAGAGGACAUGGCGCCUUGCUUCAAGAUGCCAAGUGGUCAAAGUCAGCCAUGGAACCCAAACCAGUUUAGUGAACUAUCCAGUAGUAAAAAGAAAAAUCAUUAGAAAGGAGUCUGAUCCACCAGAUCAGAAAGCAAACAUUAUUUGGUCAGAGAAUGAAAGAAUUUCAAACAUGAAAACCAGACUAUGUGCCCUCAAGCUUCCUGAAGCAUAUACCAAAAUUAUGAGCCCUCUGCAGCCCAAGACAGUGGUUUAUGUCCUUUCAUGUCCAGAGAUUAAACAAUAUAAAGGCAAACCCAUAGAUGUUCCCAAAAUGAGGAGAAAUCACAACUCCACAGACAGCAAGGACUCUGUAAGGUACAGAUACAAACAAUGUUCUCUAAAGUAUUAUGACCCACUGACAAAUCGAAUUCUGAAAACACCUCCCAAGAGCACAGUUAGAGAAAAAGCCCAAAAGCCCUGCCAUGUUCGACAACUGUUCAGGAGUCUAAGCCUCGAUGCAAACACGAAGAAACUAUCUGAUACACAGAAAGAAUAUUCACCAUCCAAAUCCUUCAAUUGGCCAGGCUUCUAUAGUUCCUCUUCAGCAACUUUCCUGUCAGAUCCAGUUAAAGGGAAUGAUAUGAAUUCAAGUCUGAGGACAGAUGGAUCUUCCAUUUCCACAGAAAGAUCUGAUUUUCCGGUAUUUGUUCACUCAGAGAAGUCCUAUAAACACUUAAUCAUUUCACCUUUCAACUCCCAUCAGUCUCAGAUAGAAGGAGAUGUUAGAUUAACUCCAAUUAAUAGCAGGGUUGCCAAAACACCUUUGAAGUCAAUCAGGAGCGAACGGUUGGAGAGGGAGAAUUCAAAGACAAUGUGGAAGAGGAAAGAAGGCACUAGUAGGGAACCAGGUUUUUCCAAAAAGGCUUCAGUACCCAUAUCUGUCAAUUGUGGCCUUGUGAGAAGAGGAAGUAGAGUAGCCCCAUGCAAACAAGCAUCCAGAACUAAAAAGCAAAAAAAGGAGCAGAUAAGAGGGAAGCUCUCCUCUCGUGCCCAAAAAUCUUCUGUCUUCUCCAUCCAUAGGCACCAGACCAGGAAACCUACUUUGGGAAAGCACCUCAAAAAGGAAAAACUUGAUGCUAAAAAGCUAAAGGUUAGGAGGAAACCCAGGAGGACAUUUUUGAACUCUACAGUCAUUUCGGGAAUUACUGAAAAGAGGCAGAAAAUCACAGCAGGGUCUUUUCCAAAGAAGCCAGAACUAGCUUCUUCCAAGGUUAGGAGCUGGGAGAUAAGGGUCUCCCCAGCAUUGUGAAACGGCCCUCUGGAAGAACUUCUAGUAUACCUGUAUUGGGAAGCUGUCUUGUUUUACCAGUAGAUAGCUAGCCAAAACAACAACAAACUUUUACUUACCCAACACCUGGGAAUA
Messenger RNA from Dermochelys coriacea (leatherback sea turtle), 3545 nucleotides. It is a transcript of the gene ZDBF2, whose product is annotated as zinc finger DBF-type containing 2. Gene Ontology annotation, molecular function: zinc ion binding; nucleic acid binding. Bases 252 to 3431 code for a protein of 1059 amino acids. The transcript has 8 exons. Lineage: Eukaryota; Metazoa; Chordata; Testudines; Dermochelyidae. Gene Ontology annotation, biological process: epigenetic programming of gene expression; genomic imprinting. The record is from RefSeq and is a predicted model, not a curated record.